UCUGUCGUUUAUAUUGAAAGUGAUCACUCCCAUCGGCAGGCAAACAUUUCUUUCUUUUCUUUUUAGCUUGGUAACAAUUUUCUUUCCGAGAAUUUUCAUCACGCUUCAAUGCAAUUCGAUGGAUCGGAUAGAUUUGGCCUUCACGACGCAACUAUUACUAGGAAGAUUCUAAUGUGGAAAAGAAAAAACAAAACAAAAUAGAAUAAAUCGGUCGGAUUCCGCGUUGGCUGAUGAUGGGGGGGAUUCGAAUUGCCGACUUCUAUUGUUUCCGCUGCUCCGCAUAUUUUUUUUCGUACGCCGCAACCAAGAGCUGCGAGUUGCACAAGGGCAAAUUCCAAAGUCCAGAGACUGGAGAGAAAAAAAUGUGUUUAUUUCUGUGAAUUUUGUUUUUGGCGACACGGCAAGUCGGCAAUCGGCAGAGUAGAAAUUAAAAAAACAAUGGAAUUUGGCAACGUCGACUUUCAAGCAGACGCCAGCUUGUUUUAGGCGGGAGAAAAGUGAAGCCAACUUUAUUGUUUUUUUGGUUGGUUGUCUUCUUAUUUACAAUUUGAUGGGGGAAAUGGAAAAGUCGUUUAAUGAACUCGGGGAGGACAUUUAUUAUGCAUCGCAGGCUGAUACUGAAUUCGUCAAUGCCGAAAACGAAGAUGACAGUCUGAAAACGUUUGAGGAACUGGCUCGCCUUGUUGAGGUGCAGCAGCGGUUGAUCGUAGAAGGCGAUCUGCAAUUACGAAAAAUUGGUAGUCUCUCGGAGAACGAGGAAAUAAAAGACACUGACGAGUUGGUGGACAAGAUUCAGAAGGCCAGUGUCAAGAAUGAAGAAAGUACGCAAUUGUACAUGAUAUGCCAGCAGGGAAUAGAAACCUCCCAAUUCAGUCUUGCUCUUCAGUCAGCUGAAAAUGAUGAUCCGGCUGCAGAGCAAAUAGAAGAGGAGCUACUGGAAGCGUCUAAUGAAUACCUUAACCUCAGCUUAAGCAAUAUGUUGGAAUCACAGCAGCUUGAAGGGAUAUUAAGCGAUAUAAGAGGGAUUCAAGAUGACCUCAAACAAACUCAGCUGGAUAUUUUAGAACUCAAGACUAAUCCAAAAACUAGUGCUGGAUCCAAAUCUGAAAGACUCACAAGGUUGGAAGCCCAGUUAGAUAAAGUUUUGGGUAGAUAUAAUUUCUCCAGAUUUGUUACUCAACUCCUGCUAGUGGCUUCUGAAGAAAAUCUCAAUGACCCCAAACUAUCUGACUUGUUUAUCAAAUGUGGUAAAGCGCUAGACUAACGGAUAAGUGCAAUAGAUUUUACCAACGGAUAAAUGCAUUCCCUUUAAGAUUUUAUAUGUAAUUGCUAAGUACGCUAAAACCUGGCAAAAACACUUAUCGCUAUUUGUAACUUGUUUCAUGACAACAAGGUCAAUGUAAUACAAUAUUAAAUUUC
Daphnia pulex (common water flea) is the source of this 1419-nucleotide messenger RNA. RefSeq lists its product as uncharacterized. The transcript has 4 exons. The record is from RefSeq and is a predicted model, not a curated record. Lineage: Eukaryota; Metazoa; Arthropoda; Branchiopoda; Diplostraca; Daphniidae. Bases 551 to 1264 code for a protein of 237 amino acids.